Messenger RNA from Cylindrotheca closterium, 1074 nucleotides. Lineage: Eukaryota; Bacillariophyta; Bacillariophyceae; Bacillariales; Bacillariaceae. The record is from the annotation of a GenBank genome assembly.
AUGCUGCCAGCUCAUGUUGCUGCAGCCUACCCUUUUCCACCAAGGUAUGCCACAAGUGAAGGCGGAUUUCACCUCCACAAAAAUGGAAUUGCCUUUUUUGAGCACAUCCUCAAGACGUAUGCAAAUGGCGAGCAGUGCAGUCUUUUCCUGGUUCGUGCUAUGGCAAAUAGAUAUCUGGAAAAGGCAAGAACUUACCUGAGUCAGAAGCCAAGUCAACCUUUUCCAGACUUCUACAGCUACAUGAACAACAAGUGGCCGCCUAAUGGCGACAAUAUUCGGCGGCUCUACCAACAGGCAGAAUAUUCUUCACUGCAACCCUACAGUUAUUCAAAUGUCUUGCGCUACACUCAAGAGAUUCGGUCUGUUAGAUUUGAAAGUGGUGAUACAGCAGCCUUUGAUCACACCUUUGCCGCGACAAGGGCAUAUAGAGACAAAAAAUCGAUUGGCAUGAAGUGUUUUGCACAUUUCAACAAUGGAAGAACUGGUGAAAUUGGUGGCAUAUACGCUGUUCCAACGACAAAGUUGAGUGAUGUAUCCCAUGGAUUGACACAAGCAGCGCCUCGACUGAAGAAUGUAUCGGUACUGACAACCGACACAAUACCGCAUGGAGUUCAAUUUUGGGAUGCAACUCUUGGGGAGGGAGUCAAGUGCCGCCUUGGGCUGUUUCACUUUCUGGGCCGUAUGGUUGACACCCUUGAUUCAAAGAGUGAACAUUUCUGGCCGUGUCUUGUUCAGUUGAAAGAUUGUAUUUGCAACUACAACAAAGAUGAUUGGGCAGCACUUGUUGGGGCAGUGACCAAUGGUUUGCUUGGAGAAAAGUUGUCAAUGGACGAGCUAAGUGACAUGCGCUUUUCCAAGGUGUUCAAGCAACGGUAUGACAAGUGGUUAAGAAAGGAGUUCCAUUUGGCAGAAAAUAUCAUUGAAAAUUUGAAUGACUGGCUGAAAGCAUGGAUUGAUGUCAGUGACGAUAGCGAUCGAAAGGUCUUCACAUACAAGACAGAGGACACAACCAGAGAACAGUUUUUAAAGGUUCCAUACCUAUUGGAUCAUGAAGGUGCAGCCACCUACUGUUGA